Molecule: messenger RNA, 3131 nt
Organism: Amaranthus tricolor (Joseph's coat)
Lineage: Eukaryota; Viridiplantae; Streptophyta; Magnoliopsida; Caryophyllales; Amaranthaceae
Exons: 2
Coding region: 1604-2530 (308 amino acids)
Source: RefSeq, a predicted model, not a curated record
GUAGGGCUUGAAUUUCAUCAUCAGUCAGUGGUGAAGACGAGUUCUUAAUAUCCUAGUUGGUAUCAUCAGAGCAAUCAAGAAGUCAGGCGAUUGGAUUGUUCGUGUUCGAUUUCAGUGGCAAUCUCUACAAAUUUCGAUAUAACACUAAUGUUCAUGAGCAUGCUGAGUAUCUCCGGAAAAACCACAAACCAGUGCAUAAGAAGUUGAAGAAAACAAAAGCAAGACACCAGCACAGAGCGAACAGAGAAGCAAAACAGAACAAACUGAUGCAGCUUGGUGAAUUUGCAUGGAUUCUACUCAAGCAAAGAAGGUUUCCUCACUUCAGGAGGAAUAAGUUAAUAACCAAGGCUAUUGGACCAUUUCAGAUAAUUAUUAAAUAUGGGGACAACUCAAUGAAAUUGAAAAUAACAGAAGGAUUUGACAUACCUCUUACCUUCAACGCAGGGGACUUAGCUCCUUACUUAGGGGAUGCUGAAUUGAGGGCAAUUCCUUCUAAAGAAGGGGGGAAUGAACCAUAUUGGGAUGGUUCAAUGAUGAUUCACAUAAGCAACAUGGAUGAAGAGAAAUUCAUGGAAUCAAACUCAAGCAUGAACACUAAUCCAAGAACAGAAGAAGAGAAUUCAGAACUCAAAACGACCACACAGACCACACAGCAGAAUCAGACGUCAACUGUCAAGCAGCUGACCUUGCAGUCUUUGCCUAGACCAACCAGGAGGGACUCAGAGGCCAUGGAAGAUAAAAAUGGAAUCUUGGUACAUGGACCUUCAUGCCUUGGCCCAAGAACGUUGCUAUACAUCAUAGAGAAGCCACCGAAAUCAGCUGUGAAGGUCAGCCAGUCGCAAGGUGUGCCAGAACAGAACAAAUCAGCAUUUCAGAAUUGUUCUGACCAGCUGACCUAGCAUGUUUUGGCCCGAUCGUGUUUCAUGGUAUCUUGUGCCACCAAAGGUAGAAAUGGAAUCUCUACACUAGGAACUUGCUACCAAGACUCUUAGUGACCAUUAUCAACCUUUUAAAGAGCACAAGAAAGUAAAGCGAAGGUCGCCUGGUCAACAAGUCUCUUCAGAAAUCAGAAUGCUGAGUUACUUUGUUUUUUCAUUCUUUUAAAUAAACUCAUGAUGUACACGUGUCCCUUUAUGACCGUUAUAAUUAGUUGGAUGUGUCAUUAGCCUUCUUAUUAUAUUUCCCUCGUCCCAUAAGUCUAUAAAUAUAUGGCAUUAGCCUUGUAAUAAACAAGUUUAAGUUUGAAAUUUCAGAAAAUUAAUUCAUUGGAUUUUGAUCCUUUGUUUUCUCCUUGAAUGUGUAUGAACAUUCAACGAUCUUUAGUAGUGCAAGAUCAUCACCUUUUGCAACUGAGAGUAGUCCUUGGUUGGAUUAAGGGGAUUGUUGGCCUUGGAGGGUUAAAAUCCUAGUCUCUCAAUUCAAGAUUCACCCUACAAACUUGUUCUGUUUGUGUGAAUCAUAUCACUGUUUCAUGUGUGUUUUGGGUUUGUUUGGCUAUCACAUUACGUGGAAUUGAAGGCUGGCUUAGAUCUUCACAUUGCAUUGAGGAUUUCCAACCCAAACACGCAUCACCCCUAACAUUCGUCUGAGUCAUUUCUGCACUAUGUUGAGCACAAAAUUAAUAUUCAAUGUUGCAUGGUACCCUCAACUGGAUGAUAAAAGGAGAGUGACCAAUAAGACCUUGGGGCAUAUCUUAAAGAACUUAGUUGAGGAGAACAACAAGGAUUGGAGUGAAAAUUUAGCCCACUCUGAAAUUGCACAUAAUGGAAAUCCUCAUCUCCAUUCUGAACAUUUCUCAUUUGCAUGCAUGUAUGACCUUAAUCCUUGGAAUGCUACUACCUUAGUCUAUUUACUUUUACAGGACAAAGGUGUAUGGAACACCAGGAAGCCAACAAGCAUAGUUCCACACACCGCUGCUCAGGUGCAAACAGUAGCAAAGACCUACUCUGUUGAUGCAGCCAACAACCAUGAUGUUUCACCCUACCACACGAACUUAGAAUUGAGGAAAAUUCUUUUUCAAGAAGGGGGGAUUGAACCAUAUCAGCUAGGCUCAAAUGGAGAUAGCAGCAAAGACUCAAGAAGCAACCCAAGAAGAAUGGAAUUCAACAACAACAAGAGCAACAAACACCACCAUGUUAAUUUUUAUGGAGUUUGUAUAGCUUCUGAUUUUAUGCACAUUAGGCCAUUAUCUACACAUGACAAGGAGAUCAAGAUAAAUCAAAAUAAUAAGGAAGAUCAUGAACUAAUUAUGGGAAAAAAAGGCCAAGAGUUUGAAGCAUCAAAUGAAUACAGAAGACCUGCAGCAACCCAAGAUCAGAGACAUCAGCAUCCUCUGACCAAUUCCAUUGACCAGGCCAACUUGGCGGGCCUACCCAGACGAACCCUAAGCCCAUUUGAUGACGUGAAGGACAUAAUUGGAAUCUCCACACUGGAACCUAGCCACCAUGGUCCAAAGGUCCUACGCAUGAUCAUUGGAAGCAUGUGGAAAAGUGAGGCAAAGGUCACACAGUCAACAUGCAACAGCUUCUGACCACUGACCAGGCCAGCUUGGCAAGCCCAUCCAGACACGACCUGAACCCGUAUGCUGACGUGGAGGGUAGGGUUGGAAUCUUUGCACAAGGGUCUAGCCACCAUGGUCCAAGAGCCCUCUUGAAAGUCAACGGAAAGGCAUUGAAAUCAGAGCACAAGGUCGCUUAGUCAACAGAUCAAGCCAACAGCUACUGCACAGUCUUGAGUAUUCUGUUUUAAACUUCUUAAGCGUGUGUAUAGGCACGUGUGUAGAUAUGACCGUUAAUAACCGUUAGGCAUCCAUGUAAAUAGCCUACCUCUCAUUCCUAGCUCUAUAUAUAGUUGAUUCAUGCAUUGUAAUGGACGUUGAUUGUUGAAUAAAAUUCCAAAUUUCAGAAAAUUUCAAGUGUUUGAAUUUUCUCUUCAGUUGCUUGCAAUUGGGUUACCAAGGGUCAGUCUACCCUUCGUGAUUGUGCAACUCCUUGAUCAGUCUUUAAGAUUGCACGUCAUUCUAUCCAAGAACAUUGAUAAUUCCAUUGAUUAAUCAAAGGAAUUCAUCAUUGUUGCGUUGAAAAGGGGCUUGGCAGUCCACCUCUUGUCAAGGCACUGUGUUCAGUCUUGGA